Prunus mume (Japanese apricot) is the source of this 510-nucleotide messenger RNA. RefSeq lists its product as uncharacterized. Lineage: Eukaryota; Viridiplantae; Streptophyta; Magnoliopsida; Rosales; Rosaceae. The record is from RefSeq and is a predicted model, not a curated record.
UCUCACUUUUUUAACAUGAUCCGUUGCGAAAGGGAGUGGUACCGAUUUGAACAAAUAAUUUACCAUCCCCUUCUCCGGUCUCCGACGGAGAGGUUUCACUAUUACAUUGAUGGUCUAAAGCAUCUCCAGUAUGUUCAAUGUGCUGAAAACAAAAACAUCAAAGACUUGUUCACCAUCCGAUGGAACGAGAAAGUUGAUAUCAAAGGAGCUGUGGGUGACUUGAAGGGUUUUCAAUGUGUCUUGAGUGAAAGAGAAUAUGACGACAAUGUGUGGGGUGCACUUGAAUUCUCAAGCAAUGCCUGUCUCGACGUUAAUGAUAAUUUGUUCAAUCAAGAAUAUCUGACACAAAAUGAAAUGGAAGAAAAGCUUAGCUCGUUCUUCCCAAAACUGUUGUUGCAAUUAUAUACUUUCUUGAUUGAGCUCUAUACUCAUGUGGACUUGAGGGAACACAUCAAGGAAGGAGAAGAAGAAACUUAGUUAUAGCAGGCAUGGAACAGAUCAAGAAAGAAG